UUCGCGGGAAAGGGACAUUCACUUCUGCUCACAUGGAAUAAGACGUAACGUUUGCAGCUCACAAAAGGAUUUCUUUUUUUUUUUUGUUGCAAAAGUAAAUUGAUCGUCUCGUCUGAACAUACUUACAAGAAUGCUUUUCCGCUCUAUAAUUGAGAGACAGACCACGAUCAGAAGGCGCAAUGACCUGUGGCCGAAGCACCCGCUGUCCGGCCUGAUCGGCGGAUUCCAGUGCGCCCGGCAAGACGAGCACAUCUCCUGCGGAAACCUGGGGGUCCAAGUGCCGCCGUUCGGCUGCGCCUUUUCAACAGCCCAGGAGCUGCGGAACGUGCUAGCCGUGGCCAAUGAGGAGGGGAUUGUGAGGCUGUACAACACAGAGUCCCGGAGAAGGCCCAUUCUGAAGGAGUGGGUUGCUCAUGACAACGCCAUCUUUGAUCUGUGCUGGGUGCCGGGGGAGGCCAAACUGGUCACCGCCUCCGGGGACAAGUCGGCCAUGUUGUGGGACGUGAAGUCGGGGGAGCUCCUGGGAACGUUUAAGGGUCACAUGUGCAGCCUGAAAUCUGCCACCUUCGCUCCGCACCAAACGGCUGUGCUCUGCACCGGGGGAAGAGACGGGAACAUCAUGGUCUGGGACACCAGGUGCACCAAGAGAGAGGGGUUUUUCAGGCCGGUGCAGCAGAUCAGCGGAGCCCACAAUAAGGUGGACAAACCCACGCCGUCCAAAGUCAGGAGGAAGAAGCUCCAGCCCGUGGCGGACUUUAGGAGUGUGACCGUGGUUCUGUUUCAGGAUGAACACACCCUGUUCUCCUCCGGAGCUGUUGACGGCAUGAUAAAGACGUGGGACCUGCGGAAGAACUACACUGUUCUGCACCAGGACCCUCUGGCCCUGCAGACCUUCCCCUACCCAGGGACCUGCACCCGCAAGCUGGGAUAUUCAGGAAUGGUUCUGGACUCGACCUGCUCCAACCUUUUUGCCAACUGCACCGACGACAACAUCUACAUGUUCAACGUGACGGGGCUGAAGACUGGGCCAGUGCGCGUGUUCAGCGGGUGUAAGAACUCCUCGUUCUACGUGAAGUCGUGUCUGAGUCCUGAUGACCAGUUCCUGGCCAGCGGCUCCAGCGAUCACCAUGCCUACAUCUGGAAGGUCUCUGAGCCCAGAUCUGCUCCCAUGAUGCUGCAGGGCCACACCCAGGAAGUGACAUCAGUGGCAUGGUGCCCCACAGACUUCACCAAGAUCGCCUCCUGCUCAGAUGACAACACCGUGCGGAUCUGGCGAUUGGACCGCGGGGCUGACGGGAUGAGGUCAUCGAUCGGACAGGCCAAUCUGGUGGGGUGGGCGUGCCCCAAGCCGGCCUCGGACACGGGCUGCCCCAGUUCCCGUGAGCUCACCCCAACGAAGAGCCCUCGUACGGCGAGCCUGGGAUCUCUCUCCUCCCCAUUGGCUGCUUCCUGCGCCCCCAGCAGGGCUGACCUACCGCUGUCCUCCAGCACCCUGUCGACCCCGCCCCCUGCCGUGGCUAAGCCCCGCCCCACUCCCGUCGGGACGCCGCCCACCAUCCGGACCUGGCUGGCCACGCCCCCUCAUCGCCCGGCCACGCCCCCGCUCAGGAAACCGCUCAGCCCCCGUGCCCCCGCCCUGACUCCGCCCACCCCGGGCGAGAGGCGCGCCAAACGCCGCCUGGAGACGGGAGGGGGCGGGGCUAAGGGGUGCGAGGGGGCGGGGCCCUGCGGCUGCGUGUCAGAGCUCUACCCCGCCCCCAAGAAGAGGCGGGGCCUGGCUAUGUGUGGCCCUGACUCCAAUGGGAGGGGCCCUGGAGCAGAGGAGGGCGUGGCUGAAGGUGCUCCGUCCAAUCAGUUGGACAAGGAGAACAGCUGCUCCGCGCGCACUGAUUGGCUGUCGGCCAUCGGCCAGCGCCUGAAGCGGGAGCGGGGGCCCCCUCCCUCCGCGGCCAGCAGGAGUCCCAGCGCCACCAAGAGGCCGGAGGCCAGAACUGCAGCCUCACCGACGAUGCGCUCCCCUCUGUCCGUGAAGAAGAUCUCCUCUUACUUCCAACGGACAACUCCGGAGUGACGGGAGGCCGAGGCGGCAGGUGAUUGGACGGAUGGGGCCCGUCUGACUCUGUGAUUGGACGGACGGGGCCCGUGUGACUCUGUGAUUGGACGGACGGGGCCCGUCUGACUCUGUGAUUGGACGGACGGGGCCCGUGUGACUCUGUGAUUGGGUCUGCAGUGACGUUGUUCUUCUGAGAGUCCGGUCAGCAGGAGUCUCCGCUCCCGGACAGGAAGACGGUCGGGGCGAAGUCGUGACACCGUUCAGGGCCGAGUCGGAUUGGAAGGAGGGAAGAAACCGUGAAUUUUUAGGCUGAAAUCUGCGGCCCAACCUGCCACCGCUCUCCUCCUCACAGUGUGCACGAUGGUCUGGGAGAGAGUUCAGGGUCUGUUUACAUUUCAGUUUAAGUGUUUGUACUGCUGACUGGUAUUUUUUUAUGUCUUGGAUAUAUAUUUUUUUUUAAACGUGCCGAUCCAUGUCGUUUUUGACUGUGGUGAUAUAUUUUUAAAUAAAAACAAAUACUAGUGAAAAUGGUCUUGGGGAGA
Conger conger (European conger) is the source of this 2595-nucleotide messenger RNA. RefSeq names its product denticleless E3 ubiquitin protein ligase homolog (Drosophila) (gene dtl). Gene Ontology annotation, cellular component: nucleus. Bases 131 to 2071 code for a protein of 646 amino acids. Lineage: Eukaryota; Metazoa; Chordata; Actinopteri; Anguilliformes; Congridae. The record is from RefSeq and is a predicted model, not a curated record. The transcript is spliced from 15 exons. Gene Ontology annotation, molecular function: protein binding; protein-macromolecule adaptor activity. Gene Ontology annotation, biological process: proteasome-mediated ubiquitin-dependent protein catabolic process; mitotic G2 DNA damage checkpoint signaling.